Salvia miltiorrhiza (redroot sage) is the source of this 2210-nucleotide messenger RNA. Its product is annotated as GCN5-related N-acetyltransferase 5, chloroplastic. The coding region runs from base 181 to 1062 and encodes 293 amino acids. NCBI's taxonomy places the organism in Eukaryota, Viridiplantae, Streptophyta, Magnoliopsida, Lamiales, Lamiaceae. Gene Ontology annotation, molecular function: acyltransferase activity, transferring groups other than amino-acyl groups. The record is from RefSeq and is a predicted model, not a curated record. The transcript is spliced from 3 exons.
UUGGUGAGGUGAAGUGAGGAGAAUGUAGUUAGUCUUGUUUGUUUCCCUUGUGUAAAACAUGAAGUAGAGCUGCAGGAAGCUGUGGUUGAAUGAAAUCAAGGCUCAACAUCUAUCCAUUCACUCACAAAUCACCAAAUCCAAGUUGUGUUGUGUUGUGUUGUGUCCCUUCCCUUGAGCUCUAUGGCGACAGAAGCUUCUCUCUCCAUCUCCCUACACUUGCAGCCGCACCACCACCGCCACCGCCACCUCUCCGCCGCACCUCACCGACACCCAUUUCUCCAAUCCCCCAAACACAAGCAAUACAAUCUCUCCCUCUCUCGCUCCGCCUCCAACUCUUCCACUCCCCCCUCAUUACAGAACCCACUUCGAACCGGGCGCUUUCUGACCAACGACGAGCUCCAGAAGCUCGAGCUUCUCGGAAACUACAGCUACCACCAAGAAUUGGAAUCCGGGCUCCUCUGGAUUCGCACGAUGAGGGAGGAGGAGAUGGACCUCACCGUGACUCUGCUGUCUGAAUCCUUCGCAGAGUCGAUGAUGAUGGCGGGCAGUUAUGUGAAAUUGCUGGAGUUCUUGGUCAAGAAUUACCUGAUUGAGAGAAGAGAGAUGAUGCCGCAUAAUGCCACGCUUCUUGGAGUGUAUAGGGAAAAUGGAGCAGAGGAUUUUGAGCUGGCUGGAACUGUGGAAUUGACGUUUGAUGGAAAGGGGGCGAAUGCCAAUCCUUCCACGCCUACGCCGCCCAAGAAUUCGCCUUACAUUUGUAAUAUGGCUGUCAGGAAGCCUCUUAGGAGGAGAGGCAUUGGCUGGCAUCUACUGAGAGCAAGUGAGGAUCUUAUUACAAAAAUGAGUUCGUCUAGGGAGGUCUAUCUGCACUGCAGAAUUAUUGAUGAAGGUCCAUUCAGCAUGUACAAAAAAGCCGGUUAUAGCGUUGUUCAGACGGAUAGCAUCCUGACGUUGUUAACAUUACAGAGACGGAGGCACUUGAUGCUCAAAGAACUUCCUGCUUCUGAGGAUACUUCUUUUGUAGAUACUCCUCCUGAUGAUCAUCUUGAUCCACGGUUGUAAAAAUGACGCAUGAGAUUCCCUUUGUGCAUAUACUCGUACACCAGAAACCUCUGCUUCCCGUCUGCACAGUAUCCUAUCAAGUUGACGAGAUUGGGAUGGUCCAGUCUGCUCAAGAUAUCAACCUCUACGCGGAACUCCCUCUCUCCUUCUGCUUCUUUGAACGGUGGUAGCUCCAUUUUCUUGAUCGCCACAACCUGUCAAUUCAGAUAUAGCUGAUUAAUUGUUAUGACUUCUUGUUUCAGGUAUUUUGUUUGAUUGAAGAAACGUGUGACUCCAGCGAGCGUACCUGCCCGGACCUUAGAGUGCCUUUAUAUACCCGACCAAAGCCUCCUUUCCCGAGCAGGUUUUCAUCACUGAAGGAACACGUCGCCUCCUCCAUCUCCUUCACUGUGUAUACUGCUGAAGCAUUUCUUCUCUUUGGUGGGGGCCCUCUGCACUCGAUCUGCCACUGCUCCACAGGUUUGUACACCCCUAAACCAACCGCUAAAAUCUCAGAACUGAAACAUAUAUAUCAUAACAUCUUAGGAAGUAUGAGAAAUAGAAAAAUUACAAGGAUUGGUCUGAUCCUCGGACUUGCUUCUCCUACGUUUGUUCCACGCAGAAACUAAUCCAAAAGGCAUCUUUCGUUGCUUUGCUCUAGGCAGAACUAAUUCUAACACAACAGCAUAGGAGUUGAGUUUUCCUUAAACUAGAAGCCGGUGUAAGAAUAAGCCCAAAGAUGGGGUUAUAUUGUUUGGCAGUACGAGAAUCGGUAUAUGAGUACGUAUAAAGCAAGUGAGGUAAGUUAGCUUUGAGCAUACUUAGCUCCAACAACCAGGAUUUCUCACUUGAAGUUUAAGGAAAAGGUAUAAUUUGCUUAGGUUUUGUGCGUGCGUAUGUCUGAAAGGGAAAGACCAUCUGUAAAAUCUUGUUGCAUAAUUUGAUUUCUCCCAUAUUUUGAAUAUUUGUUUGAUUGAGAAACAAUGUGGUUGAGGGGUGGCUUUCAUUGCUGUUUCAAAUCAAUCUUCUGCCCAACUUCUCAUUCCUAAGGAACUCUUGUUUGUUGGAGUCGCUUUUAUUUCUUUCUCGAAUCUGUAUAUUUCAAACUAAGAAUUAUGGGCUUUUCACGAUUCUUGAUUUAUUCAUUAGAAUGGUAUGAAUGUUAGCCA